Molecule: messenger RNA, 6184 nt
Organism: Hippoglossus stenolepis (Pacific halibut)
Lineage: Eukaryota; Metazoa; Chordata; Actinopteri; Pleuronectiformes; Pleuronectidae
Gene: arhgap17a
Product: Rho GTPase activating protein 17a
Exons: 21
Coding region: 793-3360 (855 amino acids)
Biological process (GO): signal transduction; positive regulation of GTPase activity; regulation of actin cytoskeleton organization
Cellular component (GO): cytoplasm; cytosol; intracellular anatomical structure
Molecular function (GO): GTPase activator activity; protein binding
Source: RefSeq, a predicted model, not a curated record
AAUGCAAACGUUUCAGAGAUUAUGUUAUGGAUAGACAAACCAAUAAAAUAUUUGAACUGUCUCUUACAACUAAUUUGCAUGAAAGUAUUUGCAUAACUUGAUGGAUUUGCGUCAUAAUAUAACCUCUGUACCUGCUAAAUCAACAAAGAGCACGUGUUUAAGUGUCUUUCUGCAAGUAAAGUACAACCCAGUCAUUGCAUCUUUGCUAAAUGAGUCUAUCUCUUAAGUCGGUGCACCCCAGCUGACUGCAGUCAUUGACCUUCUGCCUGUAGUGUUGCCUACUCUUCCCUGUAGCCACAGAAGCCACCAACCUGUGAUGGUGUUGAUAAGCAGCAAGAGCUGAGUCUGUGUUUCCCAGCCUUCUCCCUUUAAGUGAAUCUAAUCUGUCUGACCUCCUCAAAUCCAACUAUUAAUAGGCUCAGGCAGAGCAGGGCUGUGUGGCUACGCACGACAUGGUGAGCCUGGCUAGCUACGGCUUAAGGAAAUCAAAGCAUGUUUAUGCAGCAGAAACACGGCUCCUGUGUGACUCUGUCUCAUUUAGCUGAAUCUGUUUAUUGUCCGAUUUAGCUUCAUGCAGACUGACUGCUGCUGUGGCCUGAAGAGAGUCAUGUUUGGCCUUGGCCUCCAGCACUGGAUACCAGCCUUGUUGUGCCAUGGCAGCAAAACAAAUAGACCCACCCUCUCCUCAAGCAUUCCCACGGACACACAAGUCAAUACCUGGCACUGUUAAAGAGUUAAAUAGCGGAGAAAACAGAAGUCCUCAGUGAUGACCUCCUACAGAUCGAACGGCGCAUGGAGUUGGUGCGGGUGGUGUCCCACAACACGCACAAGAGGAUGGUGUCGUGUCUACAGGGACACAUCGGUGCAGACGCAGAGAAGAGACAUUCCGUACCACGCCUCUAUACAGGAAAUGGUCAGAAAAAGCUUCCUCUGACAGCUCUGUCCCAAGCGAUGGUGGAAGGUGGAAACCAACUGGGAGAAGACUCCUUGAUAGGGAAGAUGAUGGAAGUGUGCGGGGAGGCAGAGAAUCGUCUGGCAUCAGAAUUGAUGCAACACGAGCUGCAGAUAGAGAAGGACGUUCUGGAUCCACUCAGCCAGCUAGCAGAGGUGGACAUCCCCAACAUCCUGAAGCAGAGGAAACAGCUGGCCAAGUUAGUGCUGGACUACGAUUCUGCCAGAGCAAGAUGGUUGCAGGCAACCAAGUCAAUAAUCUCAGGAACAAAUACACAAGCACUGACGACCAAGGCUGACCUACUCAAGGAGGAGGUGGAUGAGGCCAUGAACAAAGUGGAGCUUUGCAAGGAUCAACUUGCUGCCGACAUGUACAGUUUUUUCUCAAAGGAAGGCGACUAUGCCUGUUACUUUGUAAUGCUCUUAGAAGCUCAAGCUGAUUACCACAGAAAGUCUCUCACUCUUCUGGAGAGCGUCUUGCCCACCAUCCAGGCUCAACAAGACUCGUGGACAGAGAAGCCUGCGUUUGGCACGGGGCUGGAUGAACACCUGAAGAGAUCUGGAAGGGAGAUCGCUCUGCCAUUAGAGGCCUGCGUCAUGAUGCUUCUGGAGACUGGCAUGAAGGAAGAGGGUCUAUUCAGAAUCGCAGCAGGAGCGUCCAAGCUAAAGAAGCUAAAGGCGGCACUGGACUGUUCCACUUCACAACUGGAGGAGUUCUACUCCGACCCCCACGCUGUUGCUGGAGCACUGAAGUCCUACCUGAGGGAGCUCCCAGAACCUCUGAUGAACUACCAGCUUUAUGAUGAAUGGAUCCAGGCAUCCAGUGUGACGGACCCAGACAAGAGGCUCCAGGCACUCUGGGUUGUAUGUGAUAAGCUACCAAAGAACAACAAAUCCAACCUGAGGUAUCUGGUCAAGUUUUUAGCCAAACUGGCUCAGGACAGCGAGACGAACAAAAUGACGGCGAGCAACAUCGCUAUUGUCCUGGGACCCAAUCUGCUCUGGGCCAAAACUGAGGGGAGUCUGGCUGAAAUGGCUGCAGCUACCUCUGUGCACGUGGUGGCCAUCAUGGAGCCCAUUAUCCAGCAUGCAGACUGGUUCUUUCCUGAGGAGGUGGACUUCAACGUGUCCGGCAUGUUUGCAAUGCCCAUACCUGCAUCAAACCACAACCACAAUCACCUGGACUAUGACUGCAGUACCAUUGAGAGGAAGAGGCCUGGCAGUUCAAUGGGACCAGAGAACGACUCAAUGCGCAAAGACAACACCCCUAACAAGCACUCGGACCACACCCUCCGUAGAGGCAGUAACACCUUAGGUAGAAAGCAGCACACUUCACCUGCCUUCCAGCCUCCUUUACCCCCUGUGGAGGCUCCAGGGCAGGGGCACGGGGCUGGGCAGGUCCCCCAGCCCUCAGCCGAGCCCCAGCCACAAGCUCCUCCAGGGGGUGCUGGGCCUGACGCUGGCCAGCAUAGCUUGGCGCAGAGUUUGGCUGCUCUUGCAGCCGCUCAGCAGCUUCUAGCCCAGCACACAGAAGAGCUCAGCAACCCAAGGCUACGUGACUCCACAUACGGCCUGACCCCUCUGCUUCAGAGGAACGGCUCUGGAGGAGGGGGCCCGGCUGUAGGACACAUGGGCACUGGGACCUCUGGGGCUGGAUCCAUGGGGCCCAGCCCUCACACGUUGCGCAGAGGUACCAAGAAACAGGCUCCUCCCCCUCCUAAACCGACAAACCCCCCUCCCAGCCAGCCCUUUAAUUCAGUAAACCACGCCUCCUUGUCAGGCUCCUCCCAGUCCCUCAGCCCGACCCCCAGACCUCUCUCCAGCCACUCCCCCACCUCACCCACCUCUCCGACCUCCCAGCCAUGUGCCACGCCCAGACGCCACUCCAGCAACCAGCCACCGAUCCAGGCGCCCAGCCAUCCGCCCCCGGAGCCUCCGACACAGACCAGUCCCCUGAUGCCGCUCGCAUCACUCGGCCAGUCCGGCGGGGACCAGCAGAGCUCGGACCCCUCGCCUCCGGGCACCCCGACCCCUCCGGACACCCCUCCGCCCUCCACCGCCACCCAGGAUGCAGUUGCUCCUCCGUCCCCGUCUCCCUACCAGUCGGGCUCUCUUCCCCGGCCGCGACCCGUCCCCAAGCCCCGGAACAGACCCAACGUCCCACCGCCGCCUCAACCCAGCCCACUGACCGGAGACACUAAUGGGAUCUGUGCCACUGCAUACAAGAUGAUGGACCCGGCCAUGUCUUUCAAAGGGCUGAGUCGAGCGUUGGUCCCUGAGUUCGCUGUAGAGCAGCAGCCAGCGAUGAGCCCUUCAUCCUCCUCCUCCUCCUCCUGCUCCUCCUCCUCCUCCUCCAUGCUGCCUCCUCCCAAAGACUGUGACCUGGACUCUGAGAGCACCAUCCUAUAAGGAGGAGACACUGACACGCUCUGGUCCAGAAACGCCCCUCACACACCUCCGCUCAUCAUACACACACCUCAGUUAGUCUCCUUCUGUUUUCUGCAGCCCUCCUCACACUGAGACCAACCUCUGCUGCUGUCCAGCGCCAAUGAUCCACUCUUAACGUGACAUAAUGCACCUUCUGGCAGUGAUGGACGUCACAGUGCUUCAGUGAAUAAUAGCUGGGCUAGAUGAUUGUUUGAAUGGCUGCCGCAGCCAUAGACUUAACUUCCUCUCAAUGUACACAAACGAUUCACAUCAUUUGGAGUCAGUCACAGCAGGGAUCGUGGUGCGGAGCCGCUGUAUCGAGGCUCAGCUGAUACACACACUCGGCCAAUCCUGAGUCGGCCUCAGCUGUCAAUCAUGACGUUUCACCCCCUUUUUAUAGCAUUAAAUAACUAAUUAAACCCCGUACCAGAAAAAAUUACACCUGAACAAGAACUACCUAAAAUGAUAAAAAAUCUAUUGACCUGACUUUAUUUUGCUCCAUAUCUCAUCCACUAAACAGGCAGGGAUUAUGACCUAUACUUCAGCAAGCCACCAGGGGGCGAUUAAGACGAUUUUUCUUCAACCGUGCUGAUUUUUGAUGGUCAAUGUCAUUGUGUGUUCAAUACACAACACUUUCUAACCAUCUCAACUUAGUCAGCACGUUGUUGUCGGUAUGUUUGAUUUACCUGCAAGUUAACUAGUGUGGCUAAAGCGUAGUAACAUCACUUACUGUUAAAAUUACAGACGCAGAUUAGCAGUAGGUUUUUAUUUUCUACAUUAAUUAUCUUACAAAUACUAUACAGUUAAGAGCUGAAAGUCAAUUAAAGGGCAAACAUUUUCAUAAUCGAUCAGGUUUUAAGCAAAAUCCCAAAAUGAACGGGUUCCAGCUUUUUUUCAGUCUUCCAUGAUAAUUAAUAAGAUCUUUGUCUCAAGGCACAUCACCAGAUUGUACAAUUCACCUUCACUCAGUGUAAUUGAACUGACGUGGAUUCAGUUUCUUUCUGCUUCGCUCGUUUCAUCUCAAGCUGUCGGCCAUUAUUCACUCACUGAGUCCUUUUGACUACCAUGACGGUGCCACGUGUGUUUGUGAGGAGACGUGUCACACACACACACACACACACACACACACACACACACACACACACACACACACACACACACACACACACACACACUGCCACCUCCAUCUUCAUACCGCGCUCCCUGCAGAAUGACCUCCAGACAGCAGAGUGCGAGGACAGAAGAUUCACCAGUGACGCUGUCAGACAUUGAUGCGUAGCAAUAUGAAGCACGGCCGCUGACUGUGAACAGAAAAGAAUGGGUUGUGAGGUGAGGGGUUUGGGUGGGGGGGGGGCCUCGGUGAAAGCCACAAUAUGGACUGAAGAGACCCCUGUUUGGAAUUUUGGUGUGAGGUGUUUUUUUGCAUUUUGUACUGUUGAAAAAAUGGCCUUAGAAGAAGAUUUAAAAAAAAGAAGAAGAUGAAGAAGAAGAGGGGGGUAUUUCUACAGCAUGAGGGAGGGGUGGUCGGGGGAUCAGCAGGUGAAGUAGAAACCAAAACUGUUGCGUAACAUGUAGCUGGUGACUGCAGGUUUCCAGUCGUCGAUUUCCCCUCCUUUUUUAUUUUUUUUUAUUUUAAAGGAAACCCUCCCUCCCCUCAAUCCUCUGUCACUCAUGUAUUUAUUUACCAAGUUCUGAAAACACACACAUUCCCUGUGGCUUGACUUAAUUAAUUCAGUCUUUAAAAUGUAAAUCAUGCCUUAAGGGUUCCUCCCAGAACCCCCUAAUAAGCAUUAUAUGAUAUUAUCUAUUUACUGUACGGAGGAUGUACUUGGCUCCCAGUACUUACAGUAUUUUCCAAGAAGCUGUCUUGGCAACAGUUGUGUUUCAGGGAUGUGAAGACGGUGACUCAGCAGCAGCAGCAGUCGUGUGUAUGUGUGAGUGUGUGAGAGAGAGUGUGUGUGUGUGUGGGUGGUUGGUUCUGUGUCGUUCCUCGGGAGAUGUGUAUUUAAAUGUGUUGACUUGUUUGGGUUGUUUUCUUUUUACGAAGCAGAAGUAGCAGGGUGAAGCCUGAACACAAUCAGUAUUUUAGCCUUCCAUCCGUCUCUUUGUUUUCUCUGGUUGUUUGUCGGGACGUUACACACAACAGACUGCGUGAGUGUGUGUGUGAGAGUGAAUGUAGUGAAAGGAGAGUUUUGAAACCAGCUUCUUGAUCCUGAAGAGAAAGACACGUCAUAAAAACAGCUGAUAUUGCACUUGAGCGCAGGCCAAUGAGUGGUUUCCUAGUUUAGAGGUAUUUCUUAUUUCCAGUCUUUCCCACUGAGCUGAGGGCACACGCCGCUGUGAUCCCUCAGUAGUGACGUGGCGUCAGAUUGAUGUAUUUUUUUUUUUCGCCAGGUCAAAUGAUGAAGAAAAAAUGGCUUUAUUGUAUUUUCUGUGUAAGCUUUUGCAUUAUUUUUUUUCUUUUCUGGCCUCAAACAUAAUGCAGAGUUCCGUUCCCAGAGAACCGACUCGACAUGGUACAUAUGGAGAGAGUCUCGGAUGCUGCGGUUGGAGCGUCGUCGUCCCCCCCCCGUCCCCCCCCUCUGCUCCCGUACCUCGCUGCCUUAUCCCUGCGCAUCAAGCUCGAAGCUUCUUUAACGACAGAAAGCUGCCACGAAACUAGAGACGAUGAUGAUGAUGCUGCGUUUUGCAGCUCCAUAGUUUUGUAUGUUUGCUGUUUGGCCAGCUUAAAUGUGGAAUAAAGACAUGUAAUAGGAAUGCUUGGUUAUACCCCCUUUCCAAAGAAAUAAAGUAUAUGAAGAAACUA